AUGCACACCACUACUGUACAGUCUCUCAUGGCUGACAUCAUCACAGAAACACCAACUCCUGGAAACAUCACAGGAAACUCCACAUCUGCUGCUGCUCACGUGGUCAUGGUGAUCAGCUGGUUGACUUUCUGGCUCGGGCUGUCCGCCAUCGGACUGGCCCUCUACAUCCUCAGGAAUCUAUCCAAAGGUGACACGUCACUGAUCCACAGUCACUCUUCUGGUCAAAGCUUACUCAUUUACACAAGUGAAUGUACCAACUACUGUGAGGGUGUUCCCAUCACUAACUUCCAACCCUGUGCUCUUCAUCCAGGAGAGAGUAAAGUUCCCGUGCAUGUCAUCUUCCUCCUGGUGUCUGACGUCAUCAGCUUCUUCAGCUGUCCCAGAGUGACUCAGGACACACAAAAUAACACCAUCCUCUCCUCCAGUGGCGUAGACUUCCUCUUUUACUUUGGUGUAGUCUCUAACAUCACCCUGAUGGUGUUCAUUGCUCAGGAGCACCACCUCCUGGUGGCCUAUCCUAAGUGCCAUGGCUGCUGCACCCGCAUCAGGCUGUCUCCUGCAGUAACCUUUCUGGCAUGGGCUGCUCCGUUUGCAAUGCUCGCCCUUGCUGUUCCGCAUUAUAACUUUUGGUUUGCUGUGUGUUUUCUAGCUCCUUUUCCUUUUCUCCUGUUUCUUGCUGUGGAUUCUUGGCGAGCCCUCCACUGCUCACGAUCCAAUCCCCCAACCCCUGAGAGGAGGACAGCGUGGGGAAUCGGUGCAAUCUGGGCCAACUACACAUUCCUGUAUUCACCCUUUAUCCUCAGCAUCCUGUUGGAGGCUCUGUCCUUUACAGACCAGGUGUACUACCUGGGACUGGUGUCUCACCUGCUGCUCUACCUCAGCCCUCUGGUGGAUCCCUUCCUUUAUAUAUUCAUGACCAAAGGUCCAAAAGAGGUUCUGCUGGUGUUACCCUGCUGUCAGAACUCAAGAAAGAAAGUGUGGGCAAUUUCUGUUAUUCUUAAAGAAAAGAGUCGGAGAGAGUUUUUUCAGUCGAGACAGCGUGGUCUUUUAUUUGUCUUCUCACAUCUCAGGACAGCCGAAAGACCCUGACAAAAGAGUGGUUCCCCUUUUUAUAGCUCACAGCCUUUGAACAUUCAUUAGUCAACCGGCGAGAACCAGACCAUAUUUGGUAGCACAUCUCUUCUGUGGAAACUGUGGGCGGAGACUUCUGUCUGGGACACAGCAACACUUUUGGAAUCACAUCAAGUAUUUAGCAAGUCAGAUAAGCUUUAAGCAAUUUUCCUGGAAGCAAGCAGAGACCAAAACAGGAAAUUCCUUCGGAGCUGAUGUUGGAACAGCACACGAACUCUAGCCAGAAAACACUUUCAACCUAAGAACUCAGCUUUAACUCAAUACAUUUUGUAGAUGACCUCUUGACCUUUCUGGCGCCAACAGUCCUCCCUUUGGUGGACAAGAACCCUCUGUGGAAACGGUGGCAGAAUCUGUAGAGACAAGGCUUUAAAGAAAUUAGCAGAUAUGCAGCACAUACACUUGGAGAAAAGGAAGAAAUGUAAUAAUACAAAAGUAAAGGUAUACACAUGGGCUGUAUGCUAUUAUUUUAACCUUUCAACAAUUAGACUUACAAAAAAAAAUUAUAGAAAAUUGAGUUUCGUAAAAAAUAAAGCAGCCUAAUGGACAGACAUACUAAUGUACGUUUGGGUAUUGCACAAGUAUUGCACACCCACUGCACUGAUGUAAGUGUGUAAAAGGAAAAUGCCAGUAAGUGUUAAACUGUGGCGUAAACGAUGUAAGACCCAUUAUUCAUCAUACACUGGUGAAAUUAGAGCUCUGCAUUGGCCCGUUCCCUGGGGGAGCAGUGAGCAGCAGACACAACUGCGCGCUUGCACUAUUUGGUGGUUUGACCCCCUAGUUGAACUCCUUAAUGGUGAGUAUCAAGCGAGGAGGCAUUGGGUCCCAUUUUUAACUCAACUCAGGUCAACUUUACUUUAUUUCUAUAGCACAUUUACACAAUUCUCAUUGAUCAAAGUGCUGCACACAAACACCAAAUUAAAGAACAAUAUUAUAGUAC
Messenger RNA from Nothobranchius furzeri (turquoise killifish), 2068 nucleotides. Lineage: Eukaryota; Metazoa; Chordata; Actinopteri; Cyprinodontiformes; Nothobranchiidae. The record is from RefSeq and is a predicted model, not a curated record.